AUAAACAUUCAACACAGAUAACAUCGAAUGUCUAAUGUCGGUGCUUCACUUCGAUAAACACAGCAACACCUUCCUCAUCGGUAUCGGCGAGAACCUCUACCAGUACUCAAACAACCAGACAACAUUCCUGACAAAAUGUGGGGAGUAUCUGGACAUUCCAGCUCCUGAACAAGAGAUUAAGGAGAACAAGAGAGCCCCACGUGCCGAGGGAAAUGCCUACAUAACAGGAGUAGCGUCUUGUGAGGAAUGUGUAGCUGUUAUCAGCAACAAUAAGAUUGUGGAGACGUUUAACAGGCAGUUUCAGAAGCAGGCAUCUGUUGUGGCGAUGAAGCGUCCUACAUCAGUGCAAGUGACCAAUAAGAACGUAGUUAUCAGUGAUAAGUCAGGUGAUGCCCAUUCCUACGAUCUGAGUCUGGCCAAUCAGAAGUAUUUGUUGGGUCACGUGAGUGUUGUCAUGGACACGGUCAUGACACCCGACCACAAGUUUCUUAUCACCUGCGACAGAGAUGAAAAGAUAAGAAUAUCCCAUUUCCCCAACUGUUACAAUAUCGAGGCCUACUUGCUGGCCCACCAAGAGUACGUACUGAAGAUACUUCUCCUCUCUCCAAACACUCUUCUCUCAGUUGGCGGUGAUCAGAACCUCCUCCUCUGGGACCUAACAUCAAAAACCCUCCUCCAAACCGUCUCCAGUACCAAGGGAGACUUCACCUCCGUCACCUACACUUCCCCCUACCUCAUCACCUGCAACCUCAGUCACGUGACUGUUUACAAACUUACAAACAACACUCUAGCACAAGUAUCAGAGCUCACUUUAGACCAUGGUAUUGUGAGUCUAGCAGCGUCGGACAGUCACGUGGUUGUUCUGACAAGGAAAGUACCGAGCACAAAGUUAGCAUUAUAUCAGUUUAGCGAGGGGGUGAUGUCAAGUUUGGGGGAGAUUGAGGGUGAGUUUGAUUUGUCUAAAUGUGUGGAAACCCCGCUGCCUGAGAAGAUUAAAACGGGGAGGACUGCUGGGUUUGCGGGCUAUUUUGAGAGAAAAAGGAAGAGGAUAGAGGAGGAAGCGCUCAAGGAAGAGACGAGACAAGUGAAAUUAAAUAGUUGAGAUGUUUGGGAUAUUUUUAGCGGUUUUGUUUAUGUGAAGUUGAGUUCAUUAUAUUGUACUGAUGUGGUUUUACUAAAUUAUAAUUUAUUAACACAGUUAUAAUGAUUCUUUUAUUCAGUUA
Messenger RNA from Bolinopsis microptera, 1223 nucleotides. Its product is annotated as tRNA (guanine-N(7)-)-methyltransferase non-catalytic subunit wuho-like. Gene Ontology annotation, cellular component: tRNA methyltransferase complex; cytosol; nucleus. Gene Ontology annotation, molecular function: protein binding. NCBI's taxonomy places the organism in Eukaryota, Metazoa, Ctenophora, Tentaculata, Lobata, Bolinopsidae. Bases 35 to 1102 code for a protein of 355 amino acids. The record is from RefSeq and is a predicted model, not a curated record. Gene Ontology annotation, biological process: RNA (guanine-N7)-methylation; tRNA modification. The transcript has 4 exons.